Morus notabilis is the source of this 5870-nucleotide messenger RNA. RefSeq names its product homeobox-DDT domain protein RLT2. NCBI's taxonomy places the organism in Eukaryota, Viridiplantae, Streptophyta, Magnoliopsida, Rosales, Moraceae. Bases 619 to 5853 code for a protein of 1744 amino acids. Gene Ontology annotation, molecular function: DNA binding. The record is from RefSeq and is a predicted model, not a curated record. Gene Ontology annotation, biological process: regulation of transcription by RNA polymerase II. The transcript is spliced from 19 exons.
AAAAAAAAAAAACAAAAAAAAAAGGAAUAGAAAAAGGAAAAUGGGCGACAGAGAGACUGUUCCUUCAUUUGCUCGUUGUUGUACGACUAGUAGAAGUAGAUUUUAUUGUUGUUGGUGUUGUUUUUAUUAUUUUUAUUAUUGUUUUCCUUUAAAUCCAAAUUCCAAAUCCUUUUCGUCUCUUUUGGGUCUCUUUUAUCUUAAAUUUUCUUCUUCUAUAUCAAAACUGUUUUUAUUAAUUCUACUUUUAUUAUUAUUGUUUGUUAUUCUCCCCAAAAUCUCACCGCACAUCUCAAUCACGCACAACGAACGAAGGACUCUUCUUCAAUUUUUAUUCUUUUCGAUUCUUCUUCGUAGAGAGAGAGAGAGAGAGAAAGUGGAGUUGAUAAUAAAAAGUCGUUUCUUUUUAGAGAGAGAAACUCUGGAAUUGGAUUUAUCCCCCUUUUUCCCGUCAAAGGUGUGCGAAGACGAACCCUAAUUGUGGAGGAGAAGGAGAAAUUCGCGUUUCUUUUUUGAUGUUUUUGUCUUUCUUUGUAAGUUUUGAUUCUCGUUCAGAGACGGAAAGGUGAAGAUAUUUUUGGUUCUGUGAAGUUUUUUCUUUUUUUUUUUUUUUGGUUAGCAAUGGAGGCUGGUUCGGAGGGAGAGAAGAAGAAGCCUCCCGAGGGAGAGAACAAGAAUAAGCGCAAGAUGAAGACGGCUUCGCAAUUGGAGAUACUUGAAAAAACUUAUGCAGAGGAGGCCUACCCGUCGGAGUCGUUGAGAGCGGAGUUAUCGGUGAAAUUGGGGCUUUCCGAUCGGCAAUUGCAGAUGUGGUUUUGCCACAGGAGGUUGAAGGACCGGAAGGCGACGCCGACGCCAGCGAAGCGGCCGCGGAAGGACUCGCUGGGUGCGGCUGGGUUUGCUGGUGGAAGCGGCGAGGAAUUGGCGGCAGGGGACUUGGGCAAUGAGCAUGGUUCCGGGCCGGUUCCGGGGCCGAGCACGUUCGGGCAUUUCGUGGAGCCUCAGCGCAUAGCUCCGCGGCAUCGGGGGGCUGGUCCUAGAGCCGGAGGCGAUAUGCUGCCGGCAAUGAAGAGGUACUAUGAGCCGCAGCAGACGAAUCCCGAGCUUCGAGCUAUUGCCUUUGUGGAGGCGCAGCUGGGGGAUCCACUGAGGGAAGACGGGCCAAUUCUGGGGAUGGAGUUUGAUCCGUUGCCUCCGGAUGCUUUUGGAGCGCCAAUUGGAGCAGCAAUGGUUGGGCAACAUAAGCAAUCUGGACGUCCUUUUGAUGCAAAAAUAUAUGAUCGUUCUGAUGCAAAAUCAGUGAAGGGUACCACAAGGGCUCUCCAUGAAUACCAGUUUAUUCCAGAGCAGCCAAGUGUUAGGACCGAGACAUAUGAAAGACGUGCACCAUCAUAUCAUUAUGGCUCACCUGCUGAUGGCCCAAAUGGUAGGACUUCGUCGUUAUCAACUGGGCAUAUGUAUUUGCAUGGAAAUGAGCAUCUAUCCGCUGGAUAUGGAUUUCAAGAUGCUUAUCUUGGUACUCAUCCGGUUCAUCAGCUGGAAAAUCCCUUUAUAGCACCUGAUAGGAGGGUCAUCAAUGAGGAGGACAAUUCACGAAUAGAAAGGAAGCGCAAGAGUGAAGAGGCAAGACUUGCCAGAGAAGUUGAGGCUCAUGAAAAAAGGAUUAGAAAAGAACUUGAAAAACAAGAUAUUUUGAGGCGAAAGAGAGAGGAGCAAAUAAGGAAAGAAAUGGAGAGGCAUGACCGUGAGAGGCGGAAAGAAGAAGAAAGGCUAUUGCGUGAAAAGCAGCGAGAGGAGGAGAGGUACCAAAGGGAGCAAAGGCGUGAACUGGAGCGGAGAGAGAAAUUCUUGCAAAAGGAGUCUAUUAGAGUAGAGAAAAUGAAGCAAAAAGAAGAAUUGCGCAGAGAAAAGGAGGCUGCAAGGCUUAGAGCUGCCCAUGAGAGAGCGAUUGCUCGCAGAAUUGCUAAAGAAUCAAUGGAACUAAUUGAAGAUGAGCGCUUGGAACUUAUGGAGUUGGCUGCAUCAAGCAAGGGACUGCCUUCAAUACUUUCCCUUGAUUAUGAAAUUUUGCAGAAUCUUGAAUUAUAUAGAGAAAUGCAAACGGCAUUCCCACCAAAGUCUGUGCAUUUGAAAAAGCCUUUUGCAAUUCAACCGUGGAUAUAUUCCGAGGAUAACAUUGGAAGUCUUCUCAUGGUGUGGAGGUUCUUGAUUACGUUUGCAGAUGUUCUUGGACUUUGGCCAUUUACUCUGGAUGAAUUCAUUCAAGCUUUUCAUGAUUAUGAUACGAGGUUGUUGGGUGAGAUACAUAUUUCUCUCCUGAGAUCCAUCAUUAAAGAUAUUGAGGAUGUAGCAAGAACACCAUCAACAGGGUUAGGAGCAAAUCAAACUAGUGCUGCUAAUCCCGGAGGUGGUCAUCCACUGAUCGUAGAAGGGGCAUAUUCUUGGGGUUUUGACAUUCGAAGCUGGCAACGCCAUUUAAAUCCAUUGACAUGGCCUGAAAUAUUGCGGCAGUUUGCUCUAUCUGCUGGAUUUGGGCCACAGCUGAAGAAAAGGAAUAUUGAACCAUCAUAUGUUCGUGAUGACAAUGAGGGCAAUGAUGGCGAGGAUAUAGUUUCUAAUCUACGCAGUGGAGCAGCUGUAGAGAAUGCUUUUGCUAAAAUGCAAGAAAGGGGUUUUUCUAAUCCCCGUAGAUCUAGACAUCGAUUGACACCUGGAACUGUUAAGUUUGCGGCAUUUCACGUUCUUUCUCUUGAGGGGGAAAGGGGUCUUACUAUAUUAGAAGUUGCAGACAGAAUUCAGAAAUCCGGACUUCGGGAUCUUACAACUAGCAAGACACCAGAAGCCUCUAUAGCUGCUGCUUUAUCGAGGGAUACAAAACUUUUUGAGAGAACAGCUCCUUCAACUUAUUGCGUGCGUGCUGCAUAUAGGAAGGACCCAUCUGAUGCUGAGGCAAUACUUUCUGCAGCCAGGGAAAGGAUUGGGACCUUUAAAAGUGGGUUCUUGGAUGGAGAAGAUGCCGAUGAUGGCGAAAGAGAUGAAGACUCCGAAAGUGAUGUUGCUGAGGAUCCGGAAAUUGAUGAUCUAGGUACCGAAAUAAACCCAGAAAGGAGUGUUCAAGGUUCUCAAGAAGUGAACAAAUUGGAUGUAAUAUCACUUUUGGAAAAUGGAAAGGGCAGUGUCGAAGUUAUUGAAAUGCCAGAAAAAGUUCUCCAAAAUAUUGGUGAAAGCUGUGUGAAGACAAAAGAACCCUAUUCUUCCUUUGGUCAAUCUGUUGAUAUUAUUGGAAGCUGCAAUGACGCAUCUAUUGUUGACCAUGAAGAUGCAGAUAUUGAUGAAAGCAACCCUGGUGAACCAUGGGUUCAAGGGCUUAUAGAAGGAGAUUACUCUGAUCUUAGUGUCGAGGAGCGCCUUAAAGCACUUGUUGCAAUAAUCGGUGUGGCAGUUGAAGGCAACUCAAUUCGUCUAGUUCUUGAGGAACGUUUGGAAGCAGCAAAUGCUUUAAAGAAGCAAAUGUGGGCAGGGGUGCAACUUGAUAAACGUCGCAUGAAAGAAGAAUACGUAAUGAGAAUGCAUUGUUCAUCAAUUAUGGUUAACAAGUUGGAGCCUAAUCUUGCAUAUACAUCAGCAGGGAGCAGACAAAGUCCUUUUGUUACUGUUGAUGACAAAAAUAACAAGACUACAGAGAAUCUUGGUGUCCAGGAGGAGAGGAUAAGUGAUCCACCAGAUGACAGUCUUCAUGUCAGUAGUUUUCCUUCUGAAGGAAACCUGCAAAUGCAAGAGGUCUCUGCUGCUGAAAAUCACGUGUCUCAGCAACCAGGCUAUGCUGUUGAAAGGACUCGAUCCCAGUUAAAAUCUUAUAUUGGACACAAGGCAGAAGAAAUGUAUGUGUAUAGAUCACUGCCACUAGGUCAGGACCGUAGGCGUAAUCGAUACUGGCAGUUUAUUACAUCUGCUUCUCAAAAUGAUCCUGGCUGUGGCCGGAUCUUUGUUGAGUUGUACGAUGGUCGUUGGAGGCUUAUUGAUUCUGAAGAGGGUUUUGAUGUGCUUCUUGCAUCUUUGGACAUACGUGGGGUUAGGGAAUCCCAUUUGCAAAUGAUGUUGCAGAAGGUUGAGAUUUCUUUUAAGAAAGCUGUUAGGAAGAAGAUGCUACAUGCUAACGUAAGAAAACAAAGUGAAGAUGCCAAAUUAGAAGCUUUUGAAACGACUCCUCACCCUAAUUUCAGUAUCCGUCCUGAUAGCCCUAGCAGUACCCUCUGUAGUGCUAAUUCUGAUGUGUCAGAGUCCUCUACUUCUUUUGAAAUUGAACUUGGGAGGAACAAAAAUGAGUCAAAUGGUGCAUUAAAGAGAUAUCAAGAUCUAGAGAGGUGGAUUUGGAAAGAAUGCUAUAGUUCUUCCAUGUUAUGUGCAAUCAAGCAGGGAAAGAAAAGGUGCAAGCAACUGCUGGAAAUAUGUGAUGAUUGCCACAGUAUUUAUUCUUCAGAAGAGGAUCAUUGUCCUUCCUGCCAUAUGACCUAUGGUACCUUGGAGAGAGGCAUAAGAUUUUCUGAACAUGUAGCUCAAUGUAUAGAGGAACGUAAGGUGGGCCAAAAUUGUUCUUUGCAUGCUUCACCUACUUUACCCCCGACAAUCAGGUUACUGAAACUCCUAUUAGCUUUAAUUGAGGUUUCUGUACCUUCAGAAGCUCUUCAAUCACUUUGGACUCGCAGCUGUCGAGAAUCAUGGGGUGUAAGGGUAAACACAUCAUCAUCAGCGGAAGACCUUCUCCAAGUUCUCACGUUGUUAGAAGGUGCCAUUAAGAGGGAGUUUUUGUUCUCGGAUUUUGAGACUACCAGUGAACUUCUGGAGUCCUUGAAUCCAGGAAGAUAUGCUGUUACAAGUUCUCAUUCUCUUGAAACAGUUGCCGUUCUUCCAUGGGUACCACGGACAAGCGCUGCUGUGGCUUUACGAGUCAUGGAGUUCGAUGCAGCCAUCUUUUACGUCCCGCGGCAGAAAGUGGAGUCUCAGAAGGACAAAGGAUCUGAUGUUAUACUUUCCUCAAGAUAUGCUGUUGGGAAGAGUCCCCUUGAUGAGACAAUGCGAACUCCAGGCCAAGGUUACCAUCUUAAAGAAGAUUACUGGCCUGAUCUUGGACUUGGACUUGCUGACCCUGACAUUGGAAAAGGAAUUCGUGGAAGAGGCCGUGGUCGUACUCGUGGCAACCGAUCACAGAGAAGGGCCAUUGGUUCUACUUCUAGAGGUGAUACUGCAAAGAAAAGCAAUGGGAUAUUAGGUCAAGGACUUGGAUGGAAAGGGCGGCAACGUGGACGAGGCCGUAAACGCGGUCGUCGUAGCAUUAGAAGCAGGGCAAAACCAGCAAAGAGGAUGGUCAAGACUGAUGUUGUGAAAAAUAACCCGGAGGAGAAGGUUUCCAAGAAGGCCCCAAGUUUAGUCCAAAAAUGGAAUGCAGAAGAUACAACUGGUUUCCAGUUGGAAGGAGCAGAGCCAGCUAGCAGUUCUGGAAGAUCAGAGUACGAUGGUGAAAAUGGUGAAGGAUCAGGAGAUGAAUACGAGGAUACAGCAGUGGAUGACUAUGCCAGUGGCUUCAAUAGCAAGUCCGGUGAUCUGGAGGGAAGUGAUUAUAAUGUGGAUGGAGUUGAGGAGAUCGAUGGUGAUGAUGAUGUUGAGGGGUACGAUGCCAGAGAAGGCUACGAUGCCGGGGAGGGGUACGAUAUUGGAGAAGACGAACAAGAGGAUUUUGAUGUCGAUAGAUACAUAGAUGGGGAUUCAGAAGACGAGGAAAACAGGGUAGGGGAGGUUGGGCAAAACAUGGAACUGGGUCAAGAUUCCGGAUCACCAUCUUCAGAUUAUAGUCAGUAGAAUCAAGUUAUAGACGA